Messenger RNA from Calidris pugnax (ruff), 1080 nucleotides. It is a transcript of the gene DCTN2, whose product is annotated as dynactin subunit 2. Bases 1 to 1080 code for a protein of 359 amino acids. Gene Ontology annotation, biological process: mitotic spindle organization. The transcript is spliced from 11 exons. NCBI's taxonomy places the organism in Eukaryota, Metazoa, Chordata, Aves, Charadriiformes, Scolopacidae. Gene Ontology annotation, cellular component: cytoplasm; dynactin complex; centrosome. The record is from RefSeq and is a predicted model, not a curated record.
AUGGCCAAGGCCAUCUUUGACCCCAAGGAGCCCCUCAGUGGUGGGGAAGGGAUGGGGGACUCCAACCGCUUCCUCCUGGGCUGCCGGUGGCUGCUGGGCGAGGGUCUGGGUGCCAAAGAGACACCCCAACAGCGGUACCAGCGGCUGCAGCACGAGGUGCAGGAGCUGGUGAGGGAGGUGGAGCAGAUCCAGAGCACGGUGAAGGAGUCGGCGGCGGAGGAGGAGCUGACGCCCAUGGCCUUGGCCAGGCAGGUGGAGGGGCUGAAGCAGCAGUUGGUCUCCAGCCACCUGGAGAAGCUGCUGGGUCCCGCCGCCGCUAGAACCCUCUCUGUCCCCUCUCUGCCCAGGCGCCUGCUGCAGCAGCUGGAGGUGGCCAAAUGCAGCAAAGCCCCCCCAGGGAAGAGCCCGGCCAAAGCCCCGGGCCCCACCGGCGACGCCGUCACCUUCGAGCUCUACUGGAGACCAGAGCAGGACCAGUUUGCCCAAACUGCCAAGAUCGCGGAGCUGGAGAAGCGGCUGGCGCAGCUGGAGGCCACGGUGCGGUGCGAGCCCGACAGCCAGAACCCGCUGCUGGUGGGGCUGAAGGGCAGCAGCCUGGUGGAGACCGUGCAGGUCCUGCAGGCCAAGGUCAACAUCCUGGACGUGGCCGUGCUGGACCAAGUGGAAGCCCGGCUGCAGAGCGUCCUGGGGAAGGUGAACGAGAUCGCCAAGCACAAGGCGACGGUGCAAGAUGCUGACACCCAGAGCAAGAUCCACCAGAUCUAUGAGACGAUGCAGCGCUGGGACCCGGUGGCCAGCACCCUCCCCGACGUGCAUCUCGUAGUGGGCGGCCGCCUUGGAGCUGUGGACCAGCAGCGGGAUGGCCACCAGCAGCACCAGCACCAUGGCCACGCCGACGGCCGCCCCGGCCACCCGCUUCCUGCGGCUCAGCCGGGAGGCGGCCAGCGCCAGCAGGUCCUCCUCGCCCUUGGGAGCGAUGGUGGCACCUGGGGGGGGGUGGACGGCAACCGGCCGCCCACCGAGCCUCAGCCCCCCGGCGGGGAGCGGGAUGGGAGCGGGGACGGGGCGGGACGGGGCUGA